Molecule: messenger RNA, 3173 nt
Organism: Monopterus albus (swamp eel)
Lineage: Eukaryota; Metazoa; Chordata; Actinopteri; Synbranchiformes; Synbranchidae
Gene: ccn4a
Product: cellular communication network factor 4a
Exons: 5
Coding region: 264-1349 (361 amino acids)
Biological process (GO): signal transduction; positive regulation of cell differentiation; cell adhesion
Cellular component (GO): extracellular region; extracellular matrix
Molecular function (GO): heparin binding; integrin binding
Source: RefSeq, a predicted model, not a curated record
GGAGGAGGAUUGGGUGAAACUGGAGCGGAGGGAGAGGAGAAACCGUCCCCAGUCAAAAGUAUGCGAGGCUCGUCCUUCCAGACCCUACGUCAGCCCGGAGUCCCGGACUCCUUAACAGACUCCCUGCCCGGGUCCGAACGCAGACAGAGGUGCGAGGAGAAGACGAGGACGAGGAUGUAGCGCACAUGUAGGAAGCGUCGCGUUGUGCGUUUACAAACCGGGAGUAAUUCUGGAUUCAAUGCAUUUGCAGUUCCUCUCCAGUGAUGAGUUGGCUCCUGUUGUGGAUUUUAACAGCAGCCGGGAUUCAACAGGCCUACUCCCAGAAUUCCACUGCCACACCACCUGCUACAGCCAUUCCAUCCCCAGCUGUGGAAUCAUACAACCGGACACAGUACUGCAAAUGGCCCUGCAAGUGUCCCAAGAUCACCCCCACUUGUCUGCCAGGUGUGAGCCUCCUGACGGAUGGCUGUGAUUGCUGCAAGACCUGUGCCCGGCAGGUGGGAGAGGUGUGCAAUGAGGCAGAUACAUGCGACUACCACAAGGGGCUGUACUGUGACUUCAGCUCGGAUAAGCCUAGGUACGAAAAAGGAGUGUGUGCAUAUAUGGUGGGAACAGGCUGCGAGCAUGAUGGUGUGAUCUACCGUAAUGGGCAGAGCUUCAAGCCAAGCUGUAAAUACCAGUGUGUGUGUGUAAACGGUGCCAUUGGCUGUGUGGCGCUGUGCACAGAGUCCCAGCCUCCCCGAGUGUGGUGCCAGACCCCACGCCGGGUCAAAGUCCGGGGACAAUGCUGUGAGCAGUGGAUCUGUGAUGAACCUAAGAGAGGGCGCAAGACGGCCCCACGCCACGCAGUAGAGGUUUUCCCAGCUGAGACCAGGAGCUGGCACAAGAACUGCAUUACCCAGACUACCUCAUGGAGCCCAUGCUCAAAGACCUGCGGCCGCGGCCUGUCCAUGAGGAUCUCUAACGCCAAUGAGCAAUGUGAGCUGGUCAAAGAAUCCCGCCUCUGCAACCUGCGGCCCUGUGAGGUCGACAUCACCAAACACAUCAAGCCAGGAAAGAUAUGUUUAAACAUCUACAGGGAAGAUCAGCCCUCCAACUUCACCAUCUCUGGCUGCACCAGCAAGAAGCAGUACAGGCCCAAAUACUGCGGUGUCUGCACAGACGAGCGUUGCUGUAUCCCCUACAAGUCCAAGACCAUCAACGUAGAGUUUGAGUGUCCUAAUGGGUCAGGAUUCACCUGGAAGAUGAUGUGGGUCCAGGCAUGUUUCUGCAACCUCAGCUGCAAAAACCCCAAUGACAUCUUUGCUGAGUUGGAGAAUUACUAUGGUUACCCAGAAGUGAUGAACUAAAGAAGUAACAGAAGUAUCAGUCACGCCCUCAGCCUGAAGGAGCAUCUUGACUUAUUUCUUUCUCUUAUGUAGUGUUUUGCAUUUGUAAUGUGUAUGAUUAUGUAAUAGAAUUUUCAUAUGAACUUUUUCCUAUUGGAAAAAUCUGUAAAUAUAAAAUAUGUGUAUCCAGAAUGGAUUCAUAAAGCAUGGUGUGCUUUUCACAAAGUGCUUUACAAAUAUAUUCAACCAGUGAGUGUGAAAUAUUGAAGGCUUAAUUUAUUUAUGUAGCUUUUGGUAUAUAUAAUAACAUAAGUGAUGUUCUCGAGAUGCUUUUGAGUGAAAUAUUGUCUGUUUUAACUCGUCAACUUAGGUAAUACGACUUUAUUGUACUAUAGACAUUUUCCUUUGUGUUUCAGGAAAUUCUCUUACGUAAUAAAUGUUACUUACUUUUAAAACUUUUUUUUUUUUUACAAAUGACCCUGUGCUCAAAUAAAAAAAGACAAUCGGGGAAGAUCAGUUGCAAGGUUUUUAUUGUCAUUUUUAAAUAAAUACAAACUGUUAUGUCAUUUGACUGCCUUUCUAUAGCAUUAAAUGGCUGUGCAUCACAUCUUUACAAAGCCGUAUACGUGUUCUACAAAGCAAAAAUGUUGCUGUAGUGCAAGUAAGAAAAGGGAGUAGUAGGUGUCAGGUAAGUUCUAUGGCUAUGCUCAUGUUACCUGUGAGCCCAUCACUUCAUUUAUCCAAGAAGUCCACAACCACAUAGGAGCUUCACAUCCAAACAGUGACCAAUUCCAUGGCACAUCUUUGUUCCAUUGUGAUUGACUGAUUGAACUCAUCUUAAUGAAAAAGAUUUGGUCAGAAGCCAUGAUCCAUUAAUAAAGCAUACAGUGUAAAAGCUUUUGAUUUUCUGUUUCAGAGAGUAAUUACAAAGCUUACAUCUCAUGAGAACAUACUCAAAAUGAUCAUUUAAUUCUGGAAACGAUUCAUGACAGGUGUAUAACUUCAAGAAAAUAAAAAAAAAAACUUCAAGGAUAAUGUACAUUGACAAGAUGAAAAAACUAUCUGUUGUAUAUACAUGCUGUCUGUCCCUUAAUUUUCAAAAUUACAUUUGCAAUUUGUGAUGCAAACCACCAUCAAUUUUUAUUUAUUCAAGUGCCUCCCUGUUCUCUCUCUGCAUCUACAAAUCUGCUCCUACUUAAAAACAACAAUACUUCAGAAAUGGAAAAUAUAUAAUAAAUGAUCAAACAAUUAACAGCGAGAACAGAAAAAAGUACAUUUACAGUCAGGUAAAUCUGACAAAGCUGUGUCAAUAUGGUAAAAUGAGGAAAUGCAGAAGUGGAAAUGAAAAGAAUUUUUAAAUGUAUGUAAAAUGAUGAGAUAUAUGUGCACGCUGGUGUAUUGUAGCCACAGUUUUCUUUGACAUUCUCUGCUUUGGUAUCCCCAGAUGCUGCGCUGCCCCUAACUGCACACUCAGGAGCAUUUACUGUUCAGCUAUGUUCAUGUAAGUCCUUCAGAAUGGCAUUACAGGCAUACAUUUGACCCUUAACCUCCUACUCAAGAGAUGUAUUUUCAAAUUUGGGCAACUCAGCUGCACUAAAUACCCUGCAGGUGAGUGUCCAUUGUGCGUUUUUACAAAUCCAGGAAUGCUAUCUUUUUGUCCCUCUCCAUACUAGUCUGUAUGUGUGUUGAAAUGUGUGUGUGUCAGUUAAAGGCAGUGCAGCACAAAAUGAAGGGACCGUGAGGGGUUUGGGUGUCUGGAGAGUAGAGGGUCGCUUAGCAGGACACCUCGGCGGACUUUGGUGCGGGUUGGUCCACGUUGCUGCUGGCCGUGCCGUCCAUGGAGCU